AUGGACCCUCAGCAACGUAUCUGUCUUGAAGUUGCCUGGGAGGCAUUGGAACAUGCCGGUAUCUCCCCUAACGAUAUUGCCGGUAGCGACGCCGCUGUCUUGAUGGGCGUCAACUCGGACGACUAUAGCCGCCUCAUGCUCGAAGAUUUGCCCGGAAUUGAAGCUUGGAUGGGUGUUGGCUCUUCUUUCUGUGGUGUCCCCAACCGUAUCUCAUACCUCCUCGAUCUUCACGGAAACUCUAUUGCCUUGGAUGCCGCCUGCGCUUCCUCCCUCAUCGCCGUCCACCACGCAAAGCAGCUACUAGAGAACUACGAGUCUAAGGUUGCCGUUGUCGGCGGUGUCAACGCCAUAUGCGGACCCGGUCUUAUCCGCGUUCUCGACGUUGCCGGCGCUACAACACCUGAAGGUCGCUGCAGAUCUUUCGACGCCGAGGCCAAGGGAUACGGCCGUGGUGAAGGUGCCGCUGUUGUCAUCAUGAAACGUGUCGAGGAUGCCAUCCGCGAUGGUGAUCAGAUCCUUUCUGUCGUCAAGGGCACAGCCGUCGGACAGGAUGGCCGAACCAACGGUAUCAUGCAGCCGAACCCCCAAGCACAAGCGGAGGUAUACAAGAAGGCGCUCGGUGUUGCCGGGUUCGACGCUAGCACAAUUGAUUUCGUUGAAGCUCACGCCACUUCCACCCGUGUCGGUGAUCCUAAGGAGGUUUCCGCUAUCACAUCCGUCUACGGAUCCCCCGCCGGCCGCACUGCCGAAAAUCCAUGUUACAUCGGCUCCGUCAAGCCUAAUGUCGGUCAUCUUGAAGCUGGCGCUGGUGUUGCCGGUGUCAUCAAAGCGACCCUUGCACUUCACUACCGCCAAUUACCCCCUCAAGCCAACCUUCAAACCUUGAAUCCUGCUAUCGAUUGGGCCAACAGCGGCCUAGAAGUUGUUCGUGAUACCAGGCCCUGGCCUCGCCCAGGCCAGAAGCUUAGGGCGGGUGUCUGUUCAUAUGGAUACGGAGGUAGCAUCUCCCAUAUAGUGUUGGAGGAGGCCCCUCCCAGGGAGACUCUCAAGGAAGAGGAGAACAACGGCCCCGUGGUUCUCACACUCUCUGGCCCAGGAGAGAAGUGGUACAAGGGCCAAGCUGCUAAGCUUGCAGAAUGGUUGAAGACUGAUGGCGCAAAGAUUCCUCUGUCCGCCAUUGCCACCACUCUUUCCACCCGCCGCGCUCACCACCACGUCCGUGCUUCGAUCGUUGCCGAGAAUCACGAGGGCGCCAUCGCCAGUCUCGAGAAACUAUCACAGGGGAUCGACGACCCAACCAUCAUCAAGGCUCGCACUGUCUCUGGGAACACCAAGAACGACGUCGUCUGGGCCUUCUCCGGCCAUGGCGCCCAAUACCCAUCCAUGGGAACCGAACUCCUUAAGACUGAGCCUGAAUUCGCGAAGGUCAUUGACACUCUUGAGUCCACUUACCAAGAGAUUUUAGGCUUCUCUCCAAGGCAGGCGCUUGAGACCGGUAAUUUCGAGACCACUGAUAAGAUUCAGGCCUUGACUUUCGCUAUGCACGUUGGCCUUGCCGCGGUCCUCAGAUCUCGUGGUAUCAAACCUGCUGCCAUCAUCGGCCAUUCGGUUGGUGAGAUCGCCGCUGCCGUCACCGCCGGUGCUCUGACUCUCCUUGAGGGUGCUCGUGUUGCUAGCAUCAGGGCUAGUCUGUAUGGACGACCAGAUAUCGCCGGUAAGGGGGCUAUGAUCUUGGUGGAUAUUCCUUUCGAGGAUGUUGAGAAGGAUUGUGCGUCCCGCAAGGAUAUCAACGCCUCCAUUCACGCCUCACCGACAUCUACUGUUGUCUCUGGAACCCCCGCAGCCAUUAAGGAGUACUCAGACUACCUUGCUGCCCAGCAGCAGCAAGUCCGCACCGUCAAGUCCGAUGUCGCCUUCCACAGCCCCCUCCUCACUCCCCUCAGCCCAGCUCUCGCUGAACUUCUCGGAGACACUAUCUCUCCCAAACAGGCCGAUAUCAAGUUGUACUCCACAUCAGAUCUCGAUGCCCGCACGGAUAAGCUGCGUAACAGUGAUUACUGGAUCAACAACAUGCUCGGUCCUGUCUGGCUCACUUCUGCUGUGAAGGCCGCUGCUGAGGACGGAUUCAAGGUAUUCUUGGAGGUCUCCUCCCAUCCGCUGAUAUCUCACUCAAUCAAUGAGACUCUCAUGGAGAUUGGUGAGGAUGAGUCUGCCGUUAUCCCCACCAUCCGCCGCAACCACCCCGCCUGGGAAGGAAUCAACACCGCCUUGGGCCGCCUCCACGCCAACGGCGCGGUCGUUGACUUCAAGAAGUUUGUCGGAAAGUCUUGGGUCCCUAGCCUCCCUCUUACGGUCUGGCAGCACGAGAGAUACUGGCAUGAUGUCUCCGUCGGCACACCGACUGCUCCUGCUACCGAGUGCCAUGAUGUCAAUGCCCACGUCCUCCUUGGAGCCAAGACUCAAGUUUCUGGUGUCAAUGAAACCUGCGUCUGGCAAACCGUUCUUGACGAUACCUGCAAGCCAUUCCCUCUCAGCCAUCCUCUUUUCGGGACUGAGAUCGUACCCGCUGCCGUCCUCAUCAACACCUUCACCCAUGCCGCCGAAUGUACCUCCAUCUAUGAUAUUUCCCUCCGCGUCCCUGUCCCCAUUUCCUCCGCUUCUCCCCGUCAAGUCCAGGUCGUCUACCAAGAGAAAAAGGCCCUGAGGAUCCGCUCUCGUCUGGUCGCUACGGAGGACAAGAGCGAUGAGCUGUCCUGGAUGACCCACACCACCGCCAACGUCCCAGCCAACCCCAUCGAGCUUGAAGAAGAAUACAUCCCCAUCGACGACAUCCACGCCCGCUGCACACUCAAGAGAGAUUCCAACUGGGUAAUCGAUUACCUCGCCGAUAUCGGUGUCGCUGCCAUGGGCUUCCCCUGGACCGUCGAGAACCACGUUGAGGGCGACCGCGAGUUUAUCGCUAAAGUUGACGCCCUCCCUGACGGAUCAACCAAUCUGCCAUGGGAUCCUACCUCAUGGGCUUGUAUGUUGGAUGCUGCCACCUCCAUUGGCUCUGCAAUUUUCUACAAAUCCCCCAUCCUCCGUAUGCCUGCACAUAUCGACAGCGUCACGAUCGCCACCCCCCCUCCACCAAGCGCAUUGAUCUACGUCCGUGAAGACCCCGGCCAAGACUGGACUGCUGAUGUUUUUGUCACCGCUCUGGAUGGUAAAGUCCUCGCCAAGCUCCGCGGUAUGCGCUUCUCCCAGCUCGACGGUACUCCCGGUGUCAGUGGCAGUGUCGAGUCCCUCGCCCAUAACCUCCACUGGGUCCCCGCCCAACUCGAGAGCACCUCCGCUCCUCUCAAUAAUGCCAUCUUCAUUGCCGACAAAGCUCACUCCCUCCUCGGCCCCUUCAAGAAGACUCUCGCCAAGCGCGGUCUCGGGGUUAAGGUCAUUGAGAGUCCUAGCGAACUCGAAUCACACUCUGAUGUCCUCCACAAGACUGGAACCGUCGUUAUCGUCCUCCCUGAUGAGCUCGAGGAUAUUGAGAGACUCCCCCAGACCAACUUUGCCAAUACCCUCAAGCUCCUCGAAGCCACCAAGAGUCUCAUCACUAUCGGCUCUUCUGCCAAGCUCUGGGUCAUCACCGAGGAAGCUCAGAACGCAAAUAGCGAAUACUCUCUUGCCGCUGCAUCGAUGUUGGGUCUUGCUCGUAUCAUUGCCUCCGAACAACCUGACGUAUGGGGUGGUUUGAUUGAUAUCGACGAGCCUGCCUUCCCCUUCCAGGCCCUCAAGUUCAUCCGCAACGCCGAUGUGGUGACCGUCCGUGACGGUGUCAGCAAGACUGCCCGUCUCCGUGCCCUCCCCAAGGCUUCACUUAUUCCCGGAAGCGACUUGAAGUCUGCCGUCAAGAUCCGACCUGACGGAACAUACCUCAUCACUGGCGGUCUCGGUGCCUUGGGUCUCGAAGUUGCCAGCUGGUUGGCCGAAAAGGGUGCCCGUCGCCUUGUUCUCCUCUCCCGCAAGGGCCUACCCCCGAGAUCCACCUGGUCCAGUGUGACCAGCGGCUCCAAAGCCGACAUCAUUAACAAGGUCAAGACCAUCGAAGCUUUGGGAGCCGCCGUCAACACUAUUUCGCUGGAUAUCGGCAAGCCCGGCGCUGAUGAGGAUCUCAAGAAGGCCCUCGAUAACUUGUCUCUUCCUCCCGUCACUGGUGUCGUCCAUGCCGCCGGUGCCACGGACGACGCCUUCGUCCACGAAGCCAACGAACAAUCCUUCAAGAACGCCCUCACCCCCAAGGUCGACGGUUCAUGGGCUCUUCACAAUGCCUUCCCCGUCGGAACCCUUGAUUUCUUCGUCCUAUUCUCUUCCUGCGGCCAACUCUUCGGUCUUCCCGGGCAGUGUGCGUAUGCCUCUGGUAACGCCUUCCUCGACGCUCUUGCCAGCUACCGUCGCAAUGCCGGCGAUAACACCCUCUCACUCCUGUGGACCGCCUGGAACGGUCUUGGUAUGUCUGGCACCGCCGCUGCUGAUAUUAUCAACGCCGAGAUGGAGUCCAAGGGCUUCGCCGGUAUCACCCGUGACGAAGCAUUCCGCGCCUGGGAGUACGCCGCCAAGUAUGACGUUCCUCAGGUUGUUGUUGUCCGCGCUCUACCUAUCGACGAGGACGGUACUCCUGCGGCUCCGAUCCUCACCGAUAUCGCUGUCCGCCGCCCACCACCUGAGGGCGACUCCGAGAGUGAGGGGGAGGAUAGCGAAGACGAAGAGGAAACAGCCCCCGCCACUGCCGCUCCAUCAAACCCUGCCGACCUCAAGAAGCACUUCGAGGCAGCGAUCAAGGCUGACGUCGCAUCAGUGCUCCGCCUCUCCUCCCCCGAUGAUGUGGACACUCACCGUCCUCUCUCCGAGCUCGGAAUGGACUCCGUUAUGACUGUCGGUCUCCGAAAACAAUUCAAGGACACCUUCAAGGUUACCAUCCCACCGACCCUCAUUUGGGCCCACCCAACCGUCGCACAUUUGACCAAAUGGUUCGCCGAGAACGCCAAAGCAUCCACACCCUCCACCCGCACCACCACCCCCAGCGCGUCCAAGAAAUCAAAGUCCCCCAAGAAGUCCGCCCCCAGCAGCUCCGGCAGCGCCCUCCCUUCGAACCCAGCAGACUUGAAGAAGUACCUCGAGCAGACGAUCAAGACAGACGUUGCCUCGGUCCUCCGUCUCUCCUCCCCUGAUGAUGUUGACAUCCACCGCCCUCUCUCCGAGCUUGGAAUGGACUCGGUCAUGACCGUCGGUCUACGUAAGCAAUUCAAGGACACCUUCAAGGUCACCAUCCCACCAACCCUGAUCUGGGCUCAUCCAACUGUUGCCCAUCUAACCAAAUGGUUCGCCGAGAACGCAAAGUCCACCACCUCCUCCUCCGCCGCUCCCUCAACCAAGAAGUCCAAGUCCACCAAGAAAUCGAGCACUUCCUCUACCAGCCUCUCCCUCCCCACCAACCCAGCGGAGCUGAAGAAGCACCUGGAGAAGCAAAUCAAGGCCAACGUCGCCUCGGUCCUCCGGUUGUCCUCCGCCGACGACGUUGACACGCAUAGACCCCUCUCCGAGCUCGGCAUGGACUCGGUCAUGACCGUCGGCCUGCGCAAGCAGUUCAGGGACACAUUCAAGGUCCAGAUCCCCCCUACCCUGAUCUGGGGUCAUCCAACCGUUUCACAUCUCUCCAAAUGG
This is a messenger RNA of Tuber aestivum (summer truffle), 5700 nucleotides long. Lineage: Eukaryota; Fungi; Ascomycota; Pezizomycetes; Pezizales; Tuberaceae. The record is from the annotation of a GenBank genome assembly.